Messenger RNA from Babesia ovata, 1767 nucleotides. Its product is annotated as phosphoenolpyruvate carboxykinase. Gene Ontology annotation, molecular function: phosphoenolpyruvate carboxykinase (ATP) activity; ATP binding. Gene Ontology annotation, biological process: gluconeogenesis. Bases 1 to 1767 code for a protein of 588 amino acids. The record is from RefSeq and is a predicted model, not a curated record. Lineage: Eukaryota; Apicomplexa; Aconoidasida; Piroplasmida; Babesiidae. The transcript is spliced from 2 exons. Gene Ontology annotation, cellular component: cytosol.
AUGUCGCAACAGAGCUUCGGAAGCGCCCGCGGCGUUGCCCGUGUCGGCUCAGCCAGCGCUCUUCCCGAACACCUCAUCCCGGAUAAUAUCCAUGGACACCUCAGCGCAACGGCGCCACAGGGCAGCAUGAUGGACGAGAGGGCGCUGAUGUCGCUCUCCCAGAAUGUGUACUUCGGGAAGUGCUCCGUGCAGAUAAACGAGUACGGAAUCAAGGUGCCCACACUGUGGAGGAAUGCGAGUGCAGCGGUGCUCACGCACCACGCGCUGCUCUACGAGGCCAACACGGUCCUCAAUACCACCGGGGCGGUGUGCUGCAAGUCAGGCGAGAAGACCGGCCGCUCUCCGGCCGACAAGCGCACGGUGAUGGACGAGGUCUCGAAGGACAACGUCUGGUGGGGGAAGGUCAACAUCGAGCUCUCGGAGCUCGCUUACGCCAUUAACCGCGAGCGUGCCAUUGACUACAUCAAUCUGCAGCAGCGGGUCUACAUCACCGACGCAUACGCCGGGUGGGACGCAGAGCACCGCAUCAGGGUGAGGGUCAUCAGUACUCGAGCUUACCACGCGUUGUUCAUGAAGAAUCUGCUCAUAGAGCCCACCGCGGAGGAAUUGGCGACGUUCGAGCCCGAGUUCGUGCUGUACAACGCUGGCGCGUUCCCGUGCAACCGUUACACCAGGGGUGUCUCGAGUUCCACGUCGAUCUGCCUGAGCUACAAGCGCAUGGAGAUGGUUAUCCUAGGAUCUGAGUACGCCGGAGAGAUGAAGAAGGGAAUCUUCACACUCAUGAUGUACCUCAUGCCGCUGAAGGGGCUGCUGCCACUUCACUCCUCCUGUAACGUUGGCCCCAACAACGAUGUCACCCUGUUCUUCGGACUCUCGGGUACCGGAAAGACUACUUUGUCGGCGGAUCCGUCGAGGAGGCUCAUUGGUGACGACGAACACGUGUGGACUGAUAAGGGCGUGUUCAACAUCGAGGGAGGGUGUUACGCGAAAUGCAAGGACCUUUGCCGCGAGAAAGAACCCGAGAUUUUCGACGCUAUACGUUUCGGAGCGGUGGUGGAGAACGUGGUCUACGACGUCGUCUCCCACGAAAUCGACUACACCGACUGCUCCAUCACGGAGAACACCAGGUGUGCCUACCCCUUGAGCCACAUCCCCAACGUCAUCAUCCCCGCGAAAAUCGAUUCACACCCGUCUAACAUCAUCUUCCUCACCUGCGAUGCCUUCGGAAUCAUCCCCCCGGUCAGCAAGCUCACGAUCGAGCAGGCCAUGUACCACUUCGUCAGCGGCUACACCAGCAAGAUGAUCGGCACGGAGAUGGGUGUCACCCGCCCCACGGCCACCUUCUCGGCCUGCUACGCUGAGCCUUUCUUGGCCAUGCACCCUAUGGUCUACGCCAAGCUGCUGGAGCAGAAGCUACAGAAACACUCAACCGACAUAUGGUUGCUGAACACCGGGUGGAUUCAGGGAGCCGUCGAUUCCAAAAAGGGACGCCGCAUUCCGCUCAAGUACACGCGCGCCAUCGUUGAUGGUAUCCACAACGGAACGCUCAAGAACGCCAAGUACGAGCAGAUGCCCGUCUUCGGACUUAUGGUGCCUGUGGAGGUGGAAGGCGUCCCUGCCGACGUGCUCAACCAGCGCCUUGGUUGGGGCUCAGCCGACUACGAUGUCAAGGUGGAGGAGCUGGCGCGGAAGUUCGCUGAAAACUUCAAGCAGUACCAGUCGGAGGCCAACGAGAGCAUCCUGCGCGGAGGGCCGGUGCAGCAGUAG